Molecule: messenger RNA, 570 nt
Organism: Phlebotomus argentipes
Lineage: Eukaryota; Metazoa; Arthropoda; Insecta; Diptera; Psychodidae
Exons: 2
Coding region: 131-526 (131 amino acids)
Source: RefSeq, a predicted model, not a curated record
CAAAUCGAAGAAGAAGAAGAAGAAGAAGAAUCUCCGUCUUUCAAGAGCUCAAGACCAAUUCUUUUGUGCAGAAUCAGUUUUAUUUGGUCAAUAAAUUGCCUUUAGAGCAUUUCCCAAGCUGUAGACGAGGAUGGAUCACGUUCUGAACAGGAAACGUUCUCGCGAGGAGGAAGACGUCUCGAUGGACUUUAUGCCCCUCUCGAAGCGGAUAAACAACCUGCAUCUGACUGCAACUUCCCUGCCACAGAUCUACGACAGCAGCAGCUCAAAUUCCGAAGUGAUGAAUCAAAAUUACACCCACCCGCCCAACAAUGGAGUCUUCUGCUCUAGCAAUCCAACGCCCGGGCCCUUCUACAACGUGCCCAAGGGACUGGAGAUGCGACAGGAGAUGCCCGAGUCGGUGCACAUGUCAGAGUACUGCCCAGAGCUCAGCAUUCUGGAGAAUCCCUACUAUUUCCUGAAAAAUAAGCUGCUGUUUGAGCUGCACACGCAGCGACUGAAGCGCUCGCAGUGCUUCGAUUUGUGAUCUGGAAUUUUGCGGAGAGGGAAAUACAUUUGUUUUGCGUGGAA